AUGUAUCUUAAGAUGUUAGUUUAUUUUGUAAUAAAAAAUGGAAAUCAUAUCAUUAUUUUUGAUAUUUUAAUUCCAAGACAUAAUAACAAAAAUAAUUAUUCAAGAUUUAAUUUUUUCAAGUUGGUUCUAAAANUCAUUUAUAAGCAAAUCCACAAGAAGUCUUAUUAGGAGGAUUUGUUACAACCAAAAAUUUAUCAUUAGACAUAGGUGUUGCUUAUCUUUCAACUGAAUUUAGUAAAAAGGAGAAUGGAUUCAAUGCUACUGCAGUAUUAGGUUAACCUAUAAUUCUUAAAAUUAAUCCAACAUUAAAUACUAAUAAGAUAGAAAUGAAAGUACUUUCACUAAAAUAGCUAGGCUUUUAAAUUGAAUCAAUCCUUAAAGCACUACGCAGCAGUGGCAUCCUUUAAUACAAUGCCAAUAAAGAUUUCAUUUUCAGAUGAAAAUUUAUUAUAAGCUUGGCCAUUUUUAGCACCUAAUUUAUAAUAAAAGGAUUUCAAAAUUGUAAAUACAUCAAAUCCAUCAUAACUAGUCUAAGAAAAUAUCAAAAAUAUAGAAAAAAUACUUUCUUAUUUAGAAAAAGUUAUUGUAAGAAAAUCUAUAAUCUUAGGCUGGAAAUGAACCUGGUGAUUAAGAAUUUGGUAGAAAACUCUUAUCUACAUUGAAUCAAAUAGAUUUGAUAAGAAGUGAGUCAGAAGUUGUAUUUAGUCAAGUUGAGGAAGCAUAAUUAUUUUAAUACAUUGGAAAUUUUGCUUAAGGUUAAGCAUUUAUUAAUGAAAAAUUGUAAAAAAUAUGA
This is a messenger RNA of Paramecium primaurelia, 793 nucleotides long. Lineage: Eukaryota; Ciliophora; Oligohymenophorea; Peniculida; Parameciidae. The record is from the annotation of a GenBank genome assembly.